AGUUAUGUUCAACUACGACGAGGCCACCGCCUUUCUGGGCGAAUGGGGCCCCUUCCAGCGCCUCAUCUUCUUCCUGCUCAGCGCCAGCAUCAUCCCCAACGGCUACACGGGGCUGUCCGCUGUCUUCUUGGCCGCCACUCCCGAGCACUGGUGCCGGCUGCCGGCUAACGCCAGCCUGAGCGCGGAGUGGUUCAACGCCAGCAUCCCCCUGGAGAAGCGCGGCGGCCGGCAGGUGCGGAGCCAGUGCAGCCGCUACCGCCUCGAGGCCCUGCUCAACUUCUCCGCCGGCAACCUGGUGCCCGGCCGCGAUGUCAAUCUCAGCCAGGUGGAGCAGGAGGAGUGCCUGGACGGCUGGGAGUUCAGCCGAGAGUAUUACGACAACACCAUCGUCUCCGAGUGGAAACUUGUUUGUGACAAUGACUGGAAAGCACCACUAACUGUUUCCUUAUUGUUCGUGGGUGUGCUGUUGGGAUCCUUUAUAUCUGGACAGCUCUCAGACAGAUUUGGUCGGAAGAAUGUCCUGUUUAUAACCAUGGGGAUCCAGACUGCCUUUAGCUUUCUCCAGGUCUUCUCAACAAGCUGGGAAAUGUUUUCUGUUCUCUUUCUUAUUGUUGGAAUGGGUCAAAUAUCUAAUUAUGUGGCAGCGUUUGUUCUUGGUGCAGAAAUUCUUGGCAAAUCCAUCCGCAUUAUAUAUGGAACGUUAGGUGUCUGCAUAUUUUAUGCAUUUGGCUACAUGAUGCUGCCACUGGGUGCUUACUUCAUUCGAGACUGGCGAUUGCUGCUAAUGGCUCUUACUAUUCCAGGGCUGUUGUAUUUUCCAUUGUGGUGGUACAUUCCAGAAUCUCCUCGCUGGCUACUCUCUCAAGGAAGGAUUCAGGAAGCAGAAGAUAUCAUUCGUAAAGCUGCAGAAAGGAACCAUGUUGUAGCCCCCGAAGUAAUAUUUGAUCUUGCUGAGCUGGAAGAUUUGAAUUCCCAAGUUCAGCAGUCCUGCAGCAUUUUGGACCUAGUGAGAACCCCAAAUAUACGAACAGUCACUAUCAUGUCUGUGAUUCUAUGGAUGGUGAUUUCCAUAGGCUACUUUGGCCUCUCUCUGGAUACCCCUAACUUGCAUGGAGACAUCUACCUCAAUUGUUUCCUUUCAGCAGUAAUUGAAAUCCCAGCUUAUACUAUCUCUUGGCUGCUCCUUCAGCAUCUGCCCCGGCGUUAUUCAAUGGCAGGAGUCUUGUUCUUAGGAGGCUGCGUUCUUCUUUUCAUUCAGUUCGUGCCUGCACACCUCCAUGUUCUGUCCAUCAUCCUCGUGAUGAUUGGAAAAUUUGGGAUCACAUCCUCCUUCUCCAUGGUUUAUGUGUAUACGGCUGAGCUCUACCCAACUAUUGUGAGAAACAUGGGAGUUGGAGCCAGUUCAAUGGCCUCCAGAAUUGGCAGCAUCCUCUCGCCUUAUUUUGUGUAUCUUGGUGCCUAUGAUAGAUUUCUUCCCUACAUCUUAAUGGGAAGUUUAACAGUGCUUGCAGGAAUCCUGACCUUUUUUCUCCCGGAAAGUUAUGGCACUCCUCUCCCAGACACUAUUGAACAGAUGCUAAGAGUUAAAGGGUAA
Molecule: messenger RNA, 1594 nt
Organism: Protobothrops mucrosquamatus (brown spotted pit viper)
Lineage: Eukaryota; Metazoa; Chordata; Lepidosauria; Squamata; Viperidae
Product: solute carrier family 22 member 5
Exons: 9
Coding region: 5-1594 (529 amino acids)
Biological process (GO): transmembrane transport
Cellular component (GO): membrane
Molecular function (GO): transmembrane transporter activity
Source: RefSeq, a predicted model, not a curated record